AAGCGGAGCGACGUUCGUCGCGAUCGCGUUAUAACGAUCGCUCUAGUUUUGAUAUUAUCCGACCUUAUCAGCGCGGACACAAGUGCCUUCACAAUAAUAACGCUGACUCCUUCGAGUUUCGUGAAACGUUGUCACUCUCGAGCUACUGCGCAAUCGUAGUCGCUGAUAACAAGAAACGAGAAUUGCUCUGCCCCGUAGACUUUAGUGCGGAUUCGAUCAACGUUCGAUCGGUGUUGCGUAUAGUUCUUCUCUUGCGAUCCGUGCCGCGGCUGCUCCUAUCGACCGAAGGAUUCGUUUCCCCGUACGACACCCCCAUAGGGCGCGAGGGCGCAAGGGCGCAGGGCGAAGGGCAUAGGGCAGCUGCGCCGUGGUGCCGCGCGCGGUGCGAGGCGUAUUCGGAUCGUGAGAACCGAUCAGGGUUCGAUCGUUCGUCGAACAGGACCGAACGAAUCUCGCGGGCAUGGCUACGACGGUCCUAGCCACGUUCGCGGCCAUCAAGGACAACGUGAAGUUGAAGGUUUCCCAGGAUGCCGUGGCCAUCGACAACAUCGUUUUCAAGCUCCACUAUAGAGCCACGUUCCUGCUGCUGCUGGUCAGCUCUAUUCUGGUGACGUCCAGGCAAUUCUUCGGAGAACACAUCAGAUGCAUCACCGGUUCAGGGAUGUCGGAAGCGGUGAUCAACACUUUCUGUUUCUUCAACUCCACGUACACGGUGGUGAAGCAUAUGAACAUGACGUUGGUGCACUCGGGCCAAUUGCCGCAUCCAGGAGUAGGACCAGCCAGCGACGACGAUUCCGUUGUGCACCAUGCUUACUAUCAAUGGGUGCCCUUCGUUCUGUUUUUCCAGGCGAUAUUCUUUUACUUACCUCACUACAUAUGGCGGAGCGCCGAAGGUGGUCGCCUGAAGUUCAUGGUUUCCGGGCUGCAUCUGUCGUCGUUGGCCUUGCAAGACGAGCCGAUGAAGCUGGACAACGACGUGGUGAUUCCCUCGAAAAAGAAUCGGGACGACAAAAUCCGACAGAUUCGCGUCGCUUUCGUGAAUCGGAUCCAUUUGAACCGACCGUGGGCCUACUACCUGGGCCUCUGCGAGGUUCUCAACUUCAUCAACGUGCUCGCGCAGAUCUACCUGACCGACAAGUUCCUCGGCGGUGCUUUCCUCGGUCUGGGCCACGCGCUGGGCGGAGACAAGUCCCACGGGGAAAUGGAUGUCCUCGACGUGGUCUUUCCCAAGGUGACCAAAUGCAGGUUCUACAAGUACGGUCCUUCCGGGGGUAUACAGCAACACGACGCCCUCUGCGUCAUGGCGUUGAACAUCGUCAACGAAAAGAUCUACGUGUUUCUCUGGUACUGGUUCAUCGUUCUGUCGGCGAUCACCGGUUUGGGAUUGGUGUGGAGGAUAUUAACGAUGGUGCUGCACGCCAGGAGCACGUUGUUCAACAAGUACGUGUUCUCGAUCGCCUGCCCGGGAAAAUACAAUCCGUGGAGCAUGCUCACCGUCACCCACGAAUACCAUUUCGGGGACUGGCUGUUCCUCUAUUACAUAGCGAAGAAUCUGGACAACUACGUCUUCAAGGAUCUGUUGCAACAGCUCGCCGAGGACAUGCGAGCCAAACGGCGAGCUCGGAGCGGACCGGAUACCGCGGAAGAAGAACCGCUGACCACGAAUCCCGAACAAUUACAUUCCUCGAUCGAUAUUUUCGGCGAUCCGGCUGAUUCCAAAUCGAAAGGAGUCUAAUCCGCGUGCGAGAUACCGGGAACAACCAGCCUCGCUGACUUUUCGCGACGCGUCGAACCGAUUCGUUCGAGCCGAUAUUCUCUGUCGCACGCGCGCGCACUCUCGGCGAACCAAAUCGACGGGGGAUUCUUACGGGAGAAAAGGGGCAAGUUUUCGAAACUAGUUGUGCACCUUCCGUUCGCUUUUCGCGAAAGAAUAUCUCGAUUGGAUCGACGCGAGAACACAGACGGCGGGGAAAGGGGUGAAAAAGCGCGCGUAUCGCGCAUGGAAGUUCGGUCGUGCGACCUCUCGCUCGCGACCUCGAGCUUCUCGCGUCGCUAAUGAAAUUGUACCGUUAACUAAUGAAAUCCGACAUUAAAUAUACGCCGCUCGCCGUCUAUAAACACGCUCUCGCGUCUCGUGUCUCGGACACGGGAGCGGACUAUGUACCGUGUAGAUCGUACGCGGUGUACAUUUUACUGUCGGAUUUCAUUGGACGGCGCGUCGCGGCUGUUCGCUGGACGCUAGGAAUCCCGAAGCUGUGCGAGAGGUCGUAUAACCGAAGGUAGCUCUGUCGCGCUUUACUAUUUAUACCGCCGUGUUACGUUUCUUAUACGUUCCGCGGUCAAUCGUAUACCAAAUGUUGUCCGUAACCGCUCGAUUUCGAGAUAGCGCGUUCACGGACGGAGUACUGCGCGCGCGUUCAGCGCGACGCCGGUCGCGCGUAAUAAGAAAGCCGCGGCGAGUUUCUACGCGAAACGAACGCGGCGACGAAAGACUAUAAAAGCUGCGAAUUUCCUACGUAACAUUCUUUUGUCUCAAAUAUUCUUUCGAGUACAUGUACGAACAACCGAAUACCCCCCGAUGAACGCAUCUUCUACGAUACGCGAAGAGCGUGGGUUAUAUUCGCGCGCACGCGUGAACCGGGUAACCCUAGUAUUUUCUUAGAACGAAUGACCUCGACCUCGACCUCGCGGGGAUUUUCGGGGUUGAGCGUACGCGUAUCGGGAAUAAGAUUGGAAAGCUACGAAACGGCCGAACGAGCGACGAAUUUAUUCGAAAGGAUAACGCGUUGCGAGAACGGCGAGAUUAUUUGCACCGGCGCGUGGCAAAAGAUGGAAAAACCGUGGGAGAGUUGAACACGCGAGAUCCCCACCGUGUCUCUGCGUAUCGGCGAGAUCGAUUCUCCGAGGACUGCUCGAAUAUCCUCGAUGCGCAUUGUUUCGAGAACCGGUCCCGCUCGAGUCAGCUUCGUUCGAUCGAUCGUACCUCCAGCUAUACUCGGAUCACUGCCGUUAAAUCGACAAUAUUUGUCGCGAAACCGAA
Megalopta genalis is the source of this 3040-nucleotide messenger RNA. RefSeq names its product innexin 7 (gene Inx7). Lineage: Eukaryota; Metazoa; Arthropoda; Insecta; Hymenoptera; Halictidae. Gene Ontology annotation, cellular component: plasma membrane; gap junction. The record is from RefSeq and is a predicted model, not a curated record. Gene Ontology annotation, biological process: phototransduction. Gene Ontology annotation, molecular function: gap junction channel activity.